AGACACACACUCCAUUUUGCUCUAGUUUUUUUGCAAUCGCGAUAUUUUGAGAGGAAGCUCAUUGUCCUCGUCGGCCACCGUAUGAUGUCGUGGCGUUUGCAGAUGUGCGGACACUUGCCACAGUUAAACUGUUAUCAAUUAGUGUAAUAUAUUGCUUAUUUGAUUUGGAUUUGCUUUUUUACACAUCCCAUACACCGCCACACAGCGUUUCCUUCAGUGGGUAAAGAUGAGGCGCUCCGGUUUGGGUGAAGGAGGCUCUGGGAACUAUGUAGCAAGUGGAUACAGUGUCUAUGAAGAGGAAAAUGAACAUCUUCAGGAGGGGCUCAGAGCUAAAGUCAACGCUUUAAAAAGUCUGUCUAUUGAUAUUGGAACGGAAGUCAAAUACCAGAACAAAAUGCUGGAUGAGAUGGACACAGACUUUGAUUCAACAGGGGGUCUGCUUGGUGCCACCAUCGGCAGAGUGAAGCAGCUGUCCAGAGGCAGCCAGACCAAACUGCUGUGCUACAUGCUGCUCUUCUGCUUUUUCGUCUUCUUCAUCCUGUACUGGUUUAUCAAGCUGAGGUGAUAGGAGGACCCCUUUAGGAAUUGGCUCUUUAACUCUGAUUCUUCUGUGCCAUGUUGAUGCAUCUCAAAACUAGACCAAUGUAAUGAGGAAAAGGCAAGGAUUUUGUCUCCCCGGUGUCCGAGCAUUUCAUAUAGUGAUGCCAGAGUUAUAAAAGGGCUUCUACUGAUUAUAUUUGAUGGAGUCCUGACAGGUAAAACUGUUUUAGAAAAGUGCAAAAGGUCUGAGGUGAUUAUCAUUUGAAGCGGGCAUCAUGUGCUGUACACAAUGCCAGGAUUGUAUGUACUUGAUAUCAGCCCAAAUUACCUGGAAGAUGACAUUAAAUGUGUAACAACUGCAGAAACGACUGUGUCAAGACACUGAACGCAGUAGUGGGCAAAAUAUGGAAUGGCAAAUCUGAGGAUAUCGCCUAAGUUGUAAAAGUGAUUAAGUUGUAGAAUACUAGGUGACACAAUGUAAAAGUAUUUGCUUUUAAUGGAUGUGAAUGAAUAUUUUACAGCAUUUGGAAUCCUUACAAAGAGUAGCAGUGUACUUCAUUGUUGUUUCAACUUCACUGUAAAAAAAUGUUUAAUGUACAGUAAAUCAAAUUCUAUGGUCAAAAACUGA
Messenger RNA from Monopterus albus (swamp eel), 1168 nucleotides. RefSeq names its product Bet1 golgi vesicular membrane trafficking protein (gene bet1). NCBI's taxonomy places the organism in Eukaryota, Metazoa, Chordata, Actinopteri, Synbranchiformes, Synbranchidae. The record is from RefSeq and is a predicted model, not a curated record. The coding region runs from base 227 to 565 and encodes 112 amino acids. The transcript has 4 exons.